UCUGAUGGAAGUUGUCCAUGCCUCCACAUCUCCAUUGAGGGGUAAAUACUCCGUACCGUGGUCAUAGAUCAUUGACUCUUCGAGCGCAAAAGGUUUAUGUUGCUGUGAUUUUAUCCAAAAUAGAUUGUACUCGCUGGAAUAGAGACUGUAUCAUCAGCGCAAACAGGUCACAUCAAAUAAAUCUCUUACGACAAGCGUCCUUCACAAGAGUCAAUCAUGUCCGACGCAGCUACGGCCGCUGCUGAAACACUGCGAAACAAACAGAAGCCUCUGAAAGACAAAUAUCGAUCCGACCCGUCAUCUGCUUUUCUCACACUCUCCUCAUCCGGCAGUCUCGAUCCCACCUCGACGAGUCUGACAUGCUCGCUGUCGGCUGGUACCGCAGCUCGAAAAGUCGCCGGCCUUCACCAAGCCGCCGGAGGUGAAGGUUUUGAUGCGUCAGGAGAACUUUGCUCCGGAGACAUGUUGCUCGAAUCUCUGGUAGCAUGUUUUGGCGUCACCGUGCGUGCUGUAGCAACAAGUUUGGGCAUUCCAAUCAACGGCGGGACAAUCACUACAGAAGGUGAUCUCGACUUCAGAGGAACGAUGGGAAUCAAGGAUCCCGAAGGCAAUGCCGUGCCUGUGGGCUUCAAGGCCAUCAGGCUCAUUGUGCGACUUGAUGUGGAUGAAGAUCACAAAUCAAAGGUAGACAAGCUAAUCCAGCUGAGCGAGAGAUACUGCGUGGUCCUGCAAACGAUCAAAGGCGGAGUGCCCGUGGAGACCAAGUUGGGCCAUGUGGGCAGUGUAAUGCCUAAUGCUCGCAGCAAUGCUGAUGAGGGUGCUGACGGAGAGGGUGGAAGUGGUGUGCAAGACGUUCCCCCUAACGAAGAUGUGUUGAAAAUGAAUUGAUACCUUCCACGCAAGGAGGCAUUACUUCGCUGUAUUUUCACAAUCAAUGCGGCUAGCACAGACAGUCAGCAUCUGGUGUUCAACUCACCGUCACAUCGUAUGAAAUGUCCUUUUGUGCGGCAGGCAGACCUCAUGUGGAAGAUAGUCGCGAUACACAUCAGUGCAUGAUUCAAAGCACACCAUAUAUGCAUCAUUCAAUUGGUCGAUCGUCGUUGCCUCCUGCAGAGUCUCCUCUUGAUGGCUCCUUUGGUUCACCGCUCGAGCACGCAUGUAUCUGCCGCAGCCAAUCUCUUCUCAAGGAUCCCUUUCGUUGCAGACUCGAUCAUCGUACUCCCAACCACUGAACUCCUCCACAUUUCCAUGUCUUUGAUA
This is a messenger RNA of Exophiala viscosa, 1260 nucleotides long. Its product is annotated as OsmC/Ohr family. The record is from RefSeq and is a predicted model, not a curated record. NCBI's taxonomy places the organism in Eukaryota, Fungi, Ascomycota, Eurotiomycetes, Chaetothyriales, Herpotrichiellaceae. The transcript has a single exon. The coding region runs from base 217 to 888 and encodes 223 amino acids.